Messenger RNA from Amoebophrya sp. A120, 2116 nucleotides. NCBI's taxonomy places the organism in Eukaryota, Dinophyceae, Syndiniales, Amoebophryaceae. The record is from the annotation of a GenBank genome assembly.
AGGAACCCAUUUUUACCACUGUCCCUCCAAGACGAGCAAAUAUCGGUGUAGUUGUAGUUUUGUCACAGUUGCUGUGGUAGCAGUCUCCACUGUAGCGAGCCUCGCGACAAACAUUUUCUACCGUCAUUCUGGUGCUUGUUACGCCGUAGUACUCGUCUUCAUUCGCGUAGUCACACAAAUUUGUUGAACAUUCCUUUUCGAUACCCCCUCAAAUAAACUCACGUGGAGCACCUGAAAUAGAAGAUGUCGUCUACUCCGUCCUCUUCCCCCCCACCCUCAAAUGCCGGCAACACCUCGGGCAACGGCUCCCAGGAACUCUACCCCUACACCACCCCGAGUCUGCAGGCGCGGGCCAAGCAGGAAGUGCAACAACAGCAGCAGCUCGGGAUCCGCCCGAUCGUGUUAAGUGGUAUCCGAACCCCGCAACAGCCCGGAAUGGGAACGAACAAAUGCAAUAGCGCAACACCUUCAGCGUUAAAUGGCGCGCCGACAAACACGCUCGGCGUGGGGCAAUUGCAGCAGCCAUUCGGACUCCCAUCCUUGCGCACGAUUUAUUUAGGGCAGCAAAGUAGUACUAGCGGCACGGCGUCCGUGCCGGCGCUUGGCAGUGCUACUGUAAUUACUGCGGGUAGUACGAGUAGUAAUUAUCCAGCGCCUGUGAAUAAAGCGCUGGUUCCGCCGAGUCUAACCGUGCCCACCGUCAAAGUUGGUUCAUCUCCACCAACUGCUUCCCCAGGAGUGGUUCAAAAACUGCAAAUUCGCAAUAUCCAAGCGAUCGGGGAGAAUAAGCUGCUCACACCGGACAGCUCGCAGCCGAACACGCCACUGUCGACACCCAUGUCAUCCUCCACAGCGCAGCAAGGCAGCACCAGGAGUCCUACUCACAACAUGAUGAGACACCAGCCCCCGACCACUCUAGGCAACAACAACAGCAUGAUCAACAAUCCGCAGCAAAAGCGGAUCAAGCAGAAAGAGAUUGCGGUCAAGGUGCUGGGGCGGGAUUUGAUCGGGAAAGCUUAUGAUGAAACGGGCAAACUCCUCGACGUCUCUGGCCUGCAGAUCAAGGGCCGGUCCCGCGGGAAGCGCGUGGCGAAGAACCCGGAGCGGAUCGCGCAGCUGAAUCGGAGCCAAAACAUCCGGGGCUCCAUGCCCACGCCAACUUCGUCGGCGCCGAGCGGGAAGGACCCGUUACUGGAGGUGGAAAUAUCGCAACUUUUCCCCGACCGGGACGCGCGGAGUGAGUACCAGAACCAGUCGGAACUGGUUCGGCACGAGUUGGUGCACACGGUGUUACCAGAUUUGGUUGGCGAGGCCUAUGAUGACGACGGGAAACCCAUCGGAUCGCCACAGCUCGUGGGGAAACGCAGUCGCGGCAAGAGGAUUGCGUCGGGCACGGGUUUGAAUGCGGAUGGCGGGGCGGGAGGACAUGUGCGUGAUGAAAUCAGCGGGGUAUUGUUUAGUUUGGUUUAGGGCUACUUCGGGUUGGCGUUCUUUUUCUCCGUAUCAGAUUCGACAUGGUGCUAUGAUCGAUUUUAAUUUGUGUGCAAAUUUAGAUUCUCAUUUUUCUUGUCGCCUUGCAUGAAAAAAUGCAAAAGAGCCAACAUCUGAAAACUAUCACUCUCAGGACGCGGCCGCUCAAGUAGAUUCGGAGCUUGACGCAAAGAUUGACCAAGUUUUUCAGGAUCGGGAUCAGCGACCCGGGGUUGCGAAGCCGAAAGCGAUGGGUGGGGAUCAGCAGGCGCAGCUGGUGCCGGAUUGGCGGCUGAAAUACCUCGGCCGGAUGUGCGAGGGGGUCUGCAAAAUUUGCCCCGGAUUGGAUUGAGCUUUUCAAUCGCUUUAUUUUGCUCGAGUGGUGAUGUUUUGUUUUCCCGAGCGAGCAGCGGGUUUCUGCUCUUUCCACGCAUAGGAUUUGAAGCUGUAGUAACGGUUCGAUCGUUUCCAUGAAGAGGUGUAGUCGGUUCGCCACAGCGCUAUCUCUGUGUUUCCAAAGACAACCCGAGUGACCAUUUCAUCUGUUGAACUCUUCUCAGGAUCUCAAAUUUAGAUUUUUCCGAGAUGCGAUAUAUUGGCGCUGGCGCCUUCAGCGUCACGCAAUUGUCCCUACGGAGAUGAAGAU